Messenger RNA from Trematomus bernacchii (emerald rockcod), 1520 nucleotides. RefSeq lists its product as uncharacterized. NCBI's taxonomy places the organism in Eukaryota, Metazoa, Chordata, Actinopteri, Perciformes, Nototheniidae. The record is from RefSeq and is a predicted model, not a curated record. Bases 250 to 1173 code for a protein of 307 amino acids. The transcript is spliced from 2 exons.
UCCAAACUAAAACAGACUGUAGCUGAGUAUGUAACAUUGUCUGUGUCUGGAAACAGCAGUUGGCAUUUAAUUCACACAAAUAGAACCGGAAACAGACUGCACACAAGCAGACGCAGACCCCUUUCAAUCACAACAAAUAACCGUUAUUUUAUUAUCCUUAACAACCUCCGACAACCUCUACACAGAACUUUUAUCAAGUCAAAUACAUACCCCAGCACAUUGAUUUUUGUGAAAGAAAAAAACACAGAAAUGUCCGCUUCAACUGAUCCAAAAGGCGAACUCGCAUCACGUUUGACGUCUUUCAUUCAUCUCUACAGUCAACACAGAGAUGGCCUUCAGAAAGCCUCAGAGGGCUUAACACUGACAGCUGCUCAGGACCAGCACGAGGACUCUUCUGUGCUCGAAGUCCUCUGUGUGGUAACUGGAGGAUUCCUUGGAGCAGGCUUUGGUGGUGUUACUGGUGGAGUUGGGGGAGCGUUUGGGGCAGUUGCUGCUUCAACUUGGGCCAGGAUUUUCGACCACAUUAAUGCAGCGGAAGCAACUGUGGGCUUUGUCGGCAGUGUGUUAGGUGGAGUCUUUGGGGGAGCGUUCAGCGGCGCUAUCGGCGGUGCAGUCUGUGCUGGAGGUGAAGCGAGUGGCAGUCCAGUUAAAGGGAAAGUCACAAAGGUAGUGUGGCUCACCAUCGGCCUUGCAACUGGUGGUGCGAUCGGUGGUAUCUUUGGUGGGAGAGUGGGUGCAGAAGGUGGGGCAGUUGGUGGUGCUUUUGGAGUGUUGUGUGCUACGCGCUUGGCAGGGGGUGCAGUUGGAGUUGUCAAAUAUUUGUGUUCUUUUUCAGAAGAGAAAUCAACAAAAGCAGCACAGAUGUUGCAGAAAACUGUAGAUUUCUGUGAGACUUUCAAACCGUUGGUGACCGAGCUGAAUACCAUAAAAAACAUCAGCGAAGGAAUGGCCUCCAGUGCCAGAGCGCAGGGUGUAGCCGAACAAUCUGCCAAGACUCUGACUUCUGUGAACCUGAUGCUGAAAACCACGAAUGACUCUCUGCCCGUCACAGAUCUGCCACAGUUUGUUUCCAGUGCUGAAGAAUGGGCACAACAUGGCAAGAGAAUCACAGAGGAACUGGAGCAGAUGAAUGAGGAAGGGCAAAAAAUGUUGGCUUCAUUGAGGACAUUCUGAUGCUGUAAAACAAGAACCUGACAAACCUGGUACACUGCUGUUUUACAAACCCUUCCUAAUAACAAUAAAAGGAAAAUAAAAGUUGUAAAUAUGUUUCCGCCCAACACGGUAAAUUCUAUUCACACACCACUCACUGAUUGUCUUUAAUAUUUUGUUAUUUUCUUCACAUGACGUUUGAACAACUUUAUGGAAAUCUUCUCCAUUUUGUUCCUUUGUACUAAUUAAGGGAUGUUACAUUAAUCGGCCUACAGAUGUUAUUAAAAAAAGUAUAUUACACGUGUUGCAGAUAAUGUUUGAUUACAGAGAUUCAAAUGUUUAACUAUAAUAAAAGUUACUGUUCAAGUUUU